GGAAGUGAAGGAGGUCUGCUCUCGGUUGUCGUCGUCGUUAGGCGCUGUUUCCACCGCUAACGUUCUGUUAUGAGUUGCUAAAGUCAUGGUGAAAUGUUGUUCGGCCAUUGGAUGUGCUUCUCGCUGUUUGCCAAAUUCCAAGUUAAAAGGAUUGACAUUUCACGUAUUCCCCACAGAUGAAAAUGUGAAAAGAAAAUGGGUCUUAGCCAUGAAAAGACUGGAUGUGAAUGCUGCAGCUAUUUGGGAGCCUAAAAAAGGAGAUGUGUUGUGUUCAAGGCACUUUAAGAAGACAGAUUUUGAUAGAAGCACCCCAAACAUUAAGCUCAAACCUGGAGUCAUUCCUUCUAUCUUUGAUUCCCCAUCUCAUUUCCAGGGGAAAAGAGAAAAACUUCCUUGUAGAAAAAACUUCAUCAUCAAAACACUUCCAGUCACAAACCACAAUCACCAGCUUGUUGGUGCUUCCUCGUGUAUUGAAGAAUUCCAGUCCCAGUUCAUUUUUGAGCACAGCUACAGUGUAAUGGACAGUCCAAGGAAGCUGAAGCAUAAAUUGGAUCAUGUGAUCAGCGAGCUAGAGGAUGCCAAGGAAAGUCUCCAGAACGUCUUAGACCGAGAAAAACAAUUCCAGAGAUCGUUGAGGAAGACAGUCAGGGACUUACAGGAUGAAUGUCUCAUCAGCCAAGAAACAGCCAAUAGACUAGACGCUUUCUGUUGGGAGUACUGUCAAGAGAAUGUAGAACAAGAUUAUAUUUUAUGAAAUAAUUUCAUAUUCUACCUGAAAUUGACAUUGGUUCAAGAAGACAACCCUCAGUUACCAUACUAAGUCACACUCCUCGUUGAAGUGCUGCUUUGAUUCCUUGGGAGCAUUAUGCAUACGGUUGUUACGCCAAGACUGUUUUGAAGGAGUGUGGAAUUUUUCUAGUUAUCAUGUUGUGUGACUUGUGACAGUUAUGUUUUAUAGACCUCCAGUAAUGUAAAUACACUACUGUAUGACAUUAAAAGCAGGGAAAAAAAACCACAGGACUAAGGAAAUAAAAUCCAUGUAGCUACAGUAGUUUGAAG
Messenger RNA from Echinops telfairi (small Madagascar hedgehog), 1059 nucleotides. RefSeq names its product THAP domain containing 6 (gene THAP6). The coding region runs from base 86 to 754 and encodes 222 amino acids. The record is from RefSeq and is a predicted model, not a curated record. The transcript has 5 exons. NCBI's taxonomy places the organism in Eukaryota, Metazoa, Chordata, Mammalia, Afrosoricida, Tenrecidae.